Racocetra persica is the source of this 306-nucleotide messenger RNA. Lineage: Eukaryota; Fungi; Glomeromycota; Glomeromycetes; Diversisporales; Gigasporaceae. The record is from the annotation of a GenBank genome assembly.
AAUAUAGUAUCUUUAUCUAUGCGUGGAUUAGUACGUCAGGUUUAUUGCCGAUUUAACAACGGAAUUGUAUAUGGUUAUACUCCUGGUCGUGCACUUUCCGUACCAGACAUGAGCAAUCAGCAUAUAUGCUUGCUUAUUGCAGAACAUAUGGCAGUUUGGCAUAAAGUGAACAUUUCUAAUGAGAAGGAAUCAGCAUUAUUUCCUAUUUUACGGAAAUGGUUAAAAGAAGUACCGAGAUCGUAUGCCGACCCAAAAACUGACGAGAAAUUUCAAAACAAUUUUAAAUUAGAAGAACUCUUUAAUGAA